AUGGCUUUCCUGACUUCAUACCCGCCGUUCCCCGUCACUGGUGUUCCCCGCCUAUCCUUCUUCACACAGACGACCACAUCUGCAAUCUUGACGCCUACUCAAACAGCCAUCUUCCACGAGAGUGACUCUAGCACGUCUACCUCAUCCUCCGAAAGCUGGGAGUCCUCACCCACCGCAAGCGGAAGUCCGGACAGCAGCAAGGAUGCUUUUCUCGACAAUCUUGAUAGUGGCAAAAAGGCUGCCAUAGGUGUUGGCAUUGGUGUAUUUGUACUUCUGAUCUUCCUGGUAUCGGUGUGGUACUGCUGUGGCGGCUGUGGUUUUCGUGCGAGACGCAGGAAACGUCUCCAAAGAGCCACGCAAGUGCUUCCUUCUGUCCCCGCCACCCAUCUUCCAGCGGUUUUGGGUAGCAUGCAGAGUGUCGAUAUCGCAGUUCCACGUACUGGAGAAGCCCCUCCGCCUGUGUACGAAGUGGCUAUCCCUCCUCAACACCGAUAUGUGGCUGGCGGAGCAACACAUAUUACGGAAGAAGAAGAGGGUAUAAUCUCGGACGGCAAGAUGCCCUUGAGCGAGAUCCCAUUUGAGGAUGUGGUGCUUGAUCACCCGCCCUCAGAGGGAUCGUCGAGGAGUUUUAGCGAAAGACAUUAUGGGCUGGGAGGAGACACAACUGGGCAUACAAACUCUUGA
This is a messenger RNA of Drepanopeziza brunnea f. sp. 'multigermtubi' MB_m1, 684 nucleotides long. RefSeq lists its product as uncharacterized. The record is from RefSeq and is a predicted model, not a curated record. NCBI's taxonomy places the organism in Eukaryota, Fungi, Ascomycota, Leotiomycetes, Helotiales, Drepanopezizaceae.